AUGCCAUUUGACAUGGCCACUCUCGACGCAUUGAAAGGGGCCCUCAGGCAACACUCCACUGCAACAUCAUCGCAGAAACAACCGCUAAGCAAUGCAGAAUAUAGCGCUGGCUUCGAUAUCUUAGCGCAAGGCACAGGGUGGAUGGUGUAUCAGGACUUCAUAAUCCCUCAGCUGUCUCAACUGCUAGCGUCUCUCGUUAGCUCGCGAUCUCACAUCUCAGCGCUAGAAAUCGGGCCUGGCCCGAAGAGCGUUCUAGGCUAUCUGCCUGACCAUCUGAAGCGCAAGGUUGGAAGAUACGUCGCGUUUGAGCCAAACGGCCAGUUUGCCACGCGGCUGAAAGAAUGGUUAGGCUCUUCUGGUGAGGCGGCUCCGUUUCCUUGCCUGGAAGACCCAGCCGACAUCCAUCCAAUCCCAUUUGCUCUGGACAGCGGCGCCGGUGAUGGCAAAGAGAACUUUGACAUCGUUCUCUUUUGCCACAGUAUGUAUGGCAUGACUCCCAAACGCAAGUUCAUCGAACGGGCGCUGGGUAUGCUUACUAAGCAGCCAGAGCACGGCUUCGUGGUGGUUUUCCACCGCGACGGGACUUUGCGCCUCGACGGCCUAGUGUGCCAUCGAACAGCUUCCUUUCCUACAGGGGUUGUCUCUGUGUCAGACAAGGAUGAGGUGUUGGACAAUUUCUCCUCGUUCAUUGCAGGACACUCUAUGCAGGAUGCAAAUGAGGACAAGGUGAUCCGGACUGCGUGGCGAAAGAUGUGUCGCACUCUAGGCCGUCAUGAGGAUUCCCAGCCGGACCAUCUCUUGUUCAGUGCGCCUGAUUUGAUGGUGGCAUUCAACCAAGGAGCGACCACACUGCCAGAGCUGAUGGAAAGCGUUCCGUCAUGGGAGCAAGGAGCAAGGGCAGUGAAGAACAGAGAGGCUCGGCUGCACCACCCAGCCGCAAUCAUGAGACCGACAGAGGUCCGACAUGUACAGCAGUGCGUAAGGUGGGCCCUAAAGCAUGAGGUCGGCCUGGUUGUCAUCAGCGGGGGACACAGUGGCCACUGUCUCUGGCCCAACGUUGUGUCGGUCGACAUGGGCGCUUUUGACCAGGUGCACGUUAUCUCGAGCUCAGAAGAGGACGGAGCCGCAUCUGGGCUCCGUUCCGGAUCCCUUGUCAUUUCUGGGGCUGGCUGCAAGACGGGAGAUAUCAUCCGCGAGGCCAUGGCUGCAGGCCUGACAGUGUCUCUAGGUUCACGGCCGAGCGUCGGUGCAGGCCUGUUGCUGCAAGGCGGCAUCGGACACCUAGCCCGCCAGCACGGACUUUCCUGCGAUGCCAUUGUCGGUGCCGUUGUGGUCAGUGUGGCCACUGGCAAGACUCUCUGUGUUGGGUGUGUGCCACGCCAGCACCAGCCGGCUGGUGCCGUGCGCCCGGAAAACGAAGAGGCCUUGUUGUGGGCGAUCAGGGGCGCCGGAACCAACUUUGGCAUCGUGGUCAGCCUGACUUUGCAGGCCUACGCGGCUCCGAGUUAUCUCGUUCGAAACUGGGUGCUCCCGCUCAGCGGCAGCCUCGAGGCCCAGCGCGGACUCGGCGAUUUCGACCGGCUGGUUGCCAGGAGCCUUCCUCGGAACUGUUCUUCGGACGCAUAUCUGUACUGGGAUGCCGACCAGCUGCAUAUCGGCGUGACCGUGAUCGAGGCUUCGGUUCACAGGUCCUCCCCUGAGCCACCGGCAACCCUAUCUAUGGCGGUGUCAAUAGAUGAAGUAUUGGGGCCAGAAAACAGCUUCCAGAUUGUUGACGGUCUCGAACUGUUUGAGACGGAAAUGUACAUGUCUGGGAUGCACGGUGGACAUGGUGGCAAGACCUCUGCUUUCAAGCGCUGUCUGUUUCUGGGAGACAUCGGCGACGUGAAUAUAGCCAAGAUCCUGACAGCGGCCAUCGAGACCCGUCCAUCGGCGCUCUGCUAUCUGCACCUGCUGCAUGGUGGCGAAGCAGUCAACGACGUGGCAGCUGAAGCGACCGCCUUUGGCUGUCGAGAUUGGCACUUUGCCUGUGUCAUCACGGCCGUCUGGCCGCGCGACCAAGACGGUACCGAAGCCGCUCGAGCGGCCGUGCGGUGGGUCUAUCGUGUCGCGAUGGACCUGCUUCCCUGGAGCAGCGGAGCCUACGGUGCCGAUCUGGGGCCAGAUCCCAGAGACAUUGCCCUCGCGGCCGUGGCUUUUGGACCCAACCGGCCGCGUCUGAUCCGUCUCAAGCAAGACUUUGAUCCAUACAACGUGCUGGCCUACGCCUCUCCGCUGUUGAGGCCAUCAAGGCAGCCGAAGCUCAUUGUCCUAGUCACGGGCGAGUUUGGCGUCGGCAAGGACUAUUGCGCUGGUAUCUGGGCGUCCAUGUUCUCUAAACAGGCCCCCCAAAAGCUAGAGGCACUUGUGGUCAGCAUCAGUGAUGUGACCAAGCGGGAAUACGCAGCGGCCACCGGCGCCGACUUCGACCGUCUGCUUGGCGACCGUGCCUACAAGGAGCAGCACAGGCCCGCAUUGACAAAGUACUUUCAGGAGCAGGUACGGCAACGACCCCGGCUGCCUGAGGAGCACUUCCUCAGCGUGGUGCAGGGCGCCAUCGACGUGGACGUGCUUCUCGUCACCGGGAUGCGAGACGACGCGCCGGUCGCCUUUUUGUCGCACCUGGUGCCCUACAGCCGCCUGAUCGAGGUUCGCGUCGAGGCUGCCAAGGCGGUCCGGCAGGCUCGCCGUGGAUGUGAUGCCAAUGACGAAAAGGACAACGGCAAAGACAGCAGCAGCAGCAGAAACAACCACGCUCCAAGCCUCGUCUUCGACAAUGACACGGCCGGCAGCGAGGCCGCAAGACGUUUUGCCGAGCAUCGGCUGCUCCCGUUCUUCCACGCGGACCUGCAACGGCUGGCCGACAUGGUGCGUCCGGUGCCCGACUUUCCGCGACCGGGCAUCAACUUCCGCCACGUGCUCGACAUUGCUCAGCAGCCGGGCGGCCUGGCCCUGUGCACGUCUCUGCUGCGGACGCUCUUUGCCGGCGACUGGACCACCGUUGGUGCGCUCGCCUGCUGUGAGGCCGGCGGCUUCGUCUAUGCGUCUGCACUGGCUGCCCGGGUCGACAUCGAGCUACCCUUGGUGCUAAUCCGCAAAGCCGGCAAGCUCCCGCCACCCACCGUCACCGUCGCCAAGGCGCCGUCGCACAUCUCAGCGUCGACGCCCAACAGCAUCAGCGACGAGGAGCGCAUCGAGAUGGGCCGACAUGUGGUUACCCCAGACGCAAAGGUGCUGGUGGUCGACGAUGUCUUGGCCACGGGACAGACGCUCUGCGCCGUGCUGCGGCUGCUGCGAGAAGCCGGCAUCCCCGGAGAGAAUAUCAGUGCCGUAGCUGUAGCCGAGUUCCCUGUUCACCGCGGCCGGGAAUUGCUGCACCGGCACGGCUUUGGUCGUGUCCGAGUUCAGAGCCUCUUGGUCUUUCCCGGUGUUUAA
Molecule: messenger RNA, 3474 nt
Organism: Grosmannia clavigera kw1407
Lineage: Eukaryota; Fungi; Ascomycota; Sordariomycetes; Ophiostomatales; Ophiostomataceae
Product: 6-hydroxy-d-nicotine oxidase
Exons: 1
Coding region: 1-3474 (1157 amino acids)
Biological process (GO): cholesterol biosynthetic process
Cellular component (GO): cytoplasm
Molecular function (GO): phosphomevalonate kinase activity; FAD binding
Source: RefSeq, a predicted model, not a curated record